GUGGUGGUUGGAGGGCAGGCCAGACAUCACUCUCUCACUGGGUUGCAAAAAGGUGUGAAAUAUACUAUCACUGUGCAGGCCAGAGGAGAGCAGGGCUAUGGGGAGCACUCUAUUCUUAUAGUAGGAAAAACCCUCGAUGAUGUGCCCACAGCUCCACCCAUGAAAUGUUACUGCCAUGCUCUCAGUGUCAGGAAUAGUAGUGUCCUGGUUGGAAACUCCUUGCGAACACAUCAACUCACUGGCAGGUCUCACUGGCUUUAUGGUGCGGUACAGACCUAAGGGUGAGGGGUGGCUGUACACUGAGCCAGACGACCCAGCUGCUAGGAAUGUUACCAUCACUACUGGAAUCACCAUACUGGUGGUGUAUGAGUUUCAAGUGGCAGCUGUGAAUGCAGAGGGUGUUGGUCCCUACAGCUCAUCAGUGACUCCCUCGGUAGUCCCAACUGCAGAGAGCAGCACAACAGAGAGCGGCACAACAGAGAGCAGCACAACAGAGAGUGGCACAACAGAGAGCAGCACAACAGAGACAGAGAGCAGCACAACAGAGAGCAGCACAACAGAGAGCAGCACAACAAAGAGCAUUCCAGAUACAGCGAACUCCUCCAGACUGAUAGGUGGAGUUAUAGCACUCGCACUUGUGGUCGUUCUACUGGUAAUUGUCAUUAUAAUUGCCUUCUUCAGCUGUUGUAUAUGGAAACACAAAACAAGAGCAAUGUUUGGAAUUUAUGGGUAUGUGUAUAGUCGUGUUAUCAUUGAUGGGUAUGCGUAUAGUCGUGUUAUCAUUGAUGGGUAUGUGUAUAGUCGUGUUAUCAUUGAUGGGUAUGUGUAUAGUCGUGUUAUCAUUGAUGGGUAUGCGUAUAGUCGUGUUAUCAUUGAUGGGUAUGCGUAUAGUCGUGUUAUCAUUGAUGGGUAUGCGUAUAGUCGUGUUAUCAUUGAUGGGUAUGCGUAUAGUCGUGUUAUCAUUGAUGGGUAUGCGUAUAGUCGUGUUAUCAUUGAUGGGUAUGCGUAUAGCCGUGUUAUCAUUGAUGGGUAUGUGUAUAGCCGUGUUAUCAUUAAUGUAUACACCUUUGUACUCUCAAUCUAGUGAUCCUUCUUCAAAAAUUCCAAUGGAAGAAUGUCAAGCUUAUGCAGUGCUAGCACAACAAAGAAGCGGUAGUGGAAAACCAGACCAAUAUCAAACGGUUCAGAAGAAGAAGAACAUGUGUAUGAGUAUAUG
This is a messenger RNA of Halichondria panicea, 1216 nucleotides long. RefSeq lists its product as uncharacterized. Gene Ontology annotation, molecular function: protein binding. The transcript is spliced from 5 exons. The record is from RefSeq and is a predicted model, not a curated record. Bases 176 to 1084 code for a protein of 302 amino acids. NCBI's taxonomy places the organism in Eukaryota, Metazoa, Porifera, Demospongiae, Suberitida, Halichondriidae.